CAUGCAUGUGCAUCUGCAGCUCACUUCCUCGUGCGACUGUUACAGCAAAAACAAAAAUCGAUACUACAUCAGCAAAGUGCCGUCCUUUCAAGUGCUGGUAAGCGAAUCGAAAUCGAUCAGCGAAAAUGGCUGUUUGGGGCUCCCUUAAAAUCACCAGUGGUAAGAAGAUCAUCGCGGCUCCAUCAUCGCAAAGCAUGCGAUUUUCUGAAUCUCUCACGGCGGCCCUGGGAAAUCGCAAGUGUAAAUAUAAAGAGGUGUCGAAGGAUAUGAAUCAUUAUAUCAACAUGGAAGAGGAGGAAAAGGUUAUCGCCGUUCCACCGUUUAGCAUUAACCGCUUGAAGGCCAUGAUUCAGAAAACCAUCCGACAACAGUUUAUCAUUCGAGACGAGGAUGGUGAUCUGCUUAAAUAUGUAUACAAUCCGGAAAAUAAUUUGGAAUUGUGCCAAAAAAUUGCCAAAGUGAUUAAGGAUAAGAUUCGAGCGGCCAACUACGAUCGCUACCGGAUUAUCAGUUUAUGUACUGUCGUGGAGAAGAAUGGUCAAGGAAUUAACUAUAAGAUGAAGUACAUUUUGGAUCCAUAUUUGGACAAUUAUGUCGAAUACUGCCAUGACAUGGCAAAGUUUUGGAUAAUAUCGACUGUGAUUUUGGCACACAAAGAUUGAAUCAGCUAAUCUAGCGAUGCAAUUAUCAGAUUGAACUUACAUUCGAGCACUCGAAGUAUAGAAUGAUGUCUACGGGAGCGAUGAACUUCUCGAACUCUGGUCCCUGUGCUGGUUCGCGGGGAUAGCUAAAAUGAUGUUUUAUGUGUAGAAAAGCGUUACAUAGAAAUAGCUUCAAUACUCACCCAUCAAUCAAAUAGCCAACCGUACCCGCUAGCGCUUUCACCAUCGCCGCCUCCAACAGCUUUAGCACAGUUUCGUUAGGCACCAGGAUACCCUGUUUCAUCAUAUCCUGCAACUCCUUGCCCUUGUCUGAGCCGGAUGCUACCUCAUCGCGGAGCAAAUCUCCUGUGCUGAAGUGCGAAAAGUUGUACUUGGCAACAAUCUUGGCACACUGGGUUCCUUUGCCACAACCGGGUCCGCCGAGAACCCAGAUAAUCGGCACGUUGGCGUCACGCAUCUGGAAAGUACCGUUGUGGUUACGUUAGAUUUUCGGAUAUAACGAACGGUCGUAGGAUUAGACACACACAUAUAUGUAGGUAGUUAUUAGUUUAUUGUAGAAUAAUUUGUUUAAUGAGUUUUUGGAUUUGAUGAGUAAUCACCAAUAAAGGUCUUGCCUUCAA
This is a messenger RNA of Topomyia yanbarensis, 1282 nucleotides long. Its product is annotated as dynein light chain Tctex-type protein 2B-like. Gene Ontology annotation, cellular component: cytoplasm; cytoplasmic dynein complex. NCBI's taxonomy places the organism in Eukaryota, Metazoa, Arthropoda, Insecta, Diptera, Culicidae. The transcript is spliced from 2 exons. Gene Ontology annotation, molecular function: dynein intermediate chain binding. The record is from RefSeq and is a predicted model, not a curated record. Gene Ontology annotation, biological process: microtubule-based movement. Bases 126 to 662 code for a protein of 178 amino acids.